CAAAGGGAGCAACCAUCAAAAUCCACAAUAAGCAACAAAACCCUAGAAUUAAGGGACGCGAACUCUCAAUAGGAUAGACGAACAAACCCAAAAAAAUCGCUGGUGAAGACGAAACAGCGAUCGCAGUGCGAGGUCGAUCUCAUCAGAUCUGACGAUGCUCACAAAUUAAGCGACGAUCGAUCAUUCAAUAGAAUCCUCUUGCAUCAAGGAAACAGAUUUUGAAAUGGUGGAGGAAUGUGAAACGGCCGCCAUUGGAGGAGACGUAGAGGAAGGUGAGAUCUCGGACUCAGCCUCUGUUGAAGAGAUCUCUGAGGAGGCUUUCAAUAAGCAGCGAGACCCUUCGGUUCCCACUUCUUCUGCUACUCAUACUUCAACUGUAACCGGGAAGGUGAAUCGGAAUGCCAAUGUUGGGAUUGACCAGAACCAGAAUCCAAAACCUGCUCGUGUUUGGACGAUGAAAGAUCUGUAUAAUAACUAUCCCAUCUCGAGGGAUUACGCCAGGGGUUUGUAUAAUUUAGCUUGGUCUCAGGCUGUUCAAAACAAGCCUUUAGACGAUAUUUUCGUGAUGAAGAAGGCUGAGACGGAUGAUGCUUUGGUUAAGGGGAGUAAGAAUGAUGAGAUUGAUGUCGAAGAUGGUGUUCAGGAAGACGGGGAGUUGGAGGAAGGCGAGAUCGAUUUGGAUGUGGAGGUUGUUGCAAAUGGGGAUUUGAAGGAAGUUACUUCUGCGGAAAAUGCCAUUGUUGGAGUGGGGGAGAAGGUUAAUUUGAUUAGGGAAGGACUUCAGAGUGUUACUGUAGAAGAUGCAGAGAAAGCCUUUGAUGAAGUCUGCUCCAAAUUGCAAAGAUUGUUGGAUAGUUUGCAAGAAAUUGUUUCUGAAAAUUCAUUACCAGAGAAAGAUGCUUUGGUUGAAUUGUUUUUGACUGCCACUCGGACUGCUAUCACUGUGCUGUGCUCUAUGAAACAGAGAGAGAAAGAGAAACACAAAGAUUCCCUAUCCAGAAUCUUGGUUGGUGCAAGUAGCAAAAACCCUCAUCUAUUCUCCACGCAGCAAUUGCAUGAGGUGGGAGAGCUGAUUGUUUCCCUAAAUAUUUCAUCUGUUUCUUCAAGAACUGAAGAUGGGAAUAACACCUCAGAUAUGUCUGUUACAGAUGUCAUUCAGGAUUCGACAAUGAUAAAGAGUCUGGAUUUCGAAUCUGUGUCAUCACAAGUUGUUGAUCAGAAUGAGUCUAACAGGAAGGUUGAAUCUUCCAGACAAGGGGUAGCUUUCACCAAGCUUAGAGGGUUAUCACUUCCUUUAAUAGACCUUCAUAAGGAUUAUGAUCCAGAUAGUCUUCCAUCUCCUACACGAGAAACUCAGCCCCCUCUUCCCUUUGAUAAAGCAUUAUCAGGGAAACAUAUAGUAGAACCUGAGUUCCCUUUCCCAAGAAGAGCUUUUCAGACUAAUCACUCUGUAAUGCAUCCAUACGAAACAGACGCCCUUAAAGCUGUUUCAUCUUAUCAACAAAAAUUUGGCCGUAGUUCAUUUUUCAUGACCGAUAGACUACCAAGUCCAACCCCAUCUGAAGAUGGUGACAAAGAUGAUGCUGACAUUGGCGAAGAAAUUUCCAGUUCGAUUGCCAAAAGCUGCAAUAGUUUGAAUGCAUCUGUUCCUACACAGCUUGUUUCUUCUGUCCCCAACAUAGUGCAUGGAGGGCAAGAAUGUAGCACUGUUAGUAGUACCGCUCCUUCCAUUUGUUCAAUAGCAGCUCCUGUGUCUAGGAGUUCUGCUAAAAUCAAAGAUCCAAGACUUCGGGUAUUAAAUAAUGAUGAACCGGCUAAAAUGUUGAACCAAUGCACUGUACCUAUGUCAAAGAAUGAAAAUAGGCCUGCAGGUUGCGAGGAAAUUACUGGUUCAAGAAAGCAAAGGGCAGAUAAUGAACCCGGUUUUGGUGGUCCAGCAAUGAAAAGGCAAAGAAGUGAGCAGACAGACUCUGUCAUCGUCAGUGAUAUUCCAUCUUAUUCUGGGACAGGUGGUUGGUUUGGGGGCAGAGGGGAUGGGUUUCCAGUUAUUAAUAGUAACCUUGUCUCUAAGUCGAUGAAGGAUGUUAGUAAAUCGCAACAAGAAACGACUGCUGUCACCACUCAUGCCACUGCACCAAGUGUCUCAAUGAAUGCUAUUGAGAAUUUACCGGCAACAACUACAAGUAUUGCAGCUACCUUGCAAUCUCUACUAAAUGAUAUCGCUGUAAAUCCAUCCGUGUGGAUGAAUAGAAUUAAAAUGGAACAACUGAAGUCUAUUGUGCCCUCCAAGAUCACAGCACAACCAGUGAGCUCUUCGAAUUGUAGUACUGGAGGGUUUCUACCAAUGAAUACAGCCCCUCCCAAAUCUUCAGUGACUGACCCUAGGCAGGGAGGAAUACUUCAGGCUCUUCCACAGGUGUCGACUCCAAAGGAUGAUCUUGGGAAAAUCCGCAUGAAACCCCGUGACCCUCGACGCAUUCUUCACGAUCCCUCAAUUCAAAAGGGUGGGAAUGUGUCCUUUUACCAAACCAGUACAAGUGCACCAAACACGCAGGACAUAUCUGGUGGUGGAUUAAGCCUCAAAAGCCAGGACGAGCAGUUGGAUAAGAAGUUGGCAUUUCCCAAUCAUUCAGCACCACCGGAUAUAUCUCAACUUUUUACUAAGAACUUGAAAAAUAUAGCUGACAUUAUCUCAGUUUCUCAACCAUCUAUCUCCUCAUCUUUAGCCUCUCAAACUUCUACAUUGCAACCAACCCGUGUUCAUCAAGGUAAAUUGGAAGGAAAGGGGGUCGUUUUGGAGUCAAGCCAACCCCUAGCAUCAGGAGUGGCUUCUAUAAUCCAUUCUCCUCAGAGCAGUUGGGGAGAUGUUGAGCAUCUCUUUGAAGGGUUUGAUGAACAGCAGAAAGCUGCUAUCCAGAGAGAAAGGGAAAGAAGGAUAGCAGAACAGAAGAAAAUGUUUGCGGAAAGGAAGCUCUCCCUUGUCUUAGAUCUAGAUCACACUUUACUCAAUUCAGCUAAGUUUAUUGAAGUAGACCCAGUACAUGAUGAAAUUUUGAGAAAGAAAGAAGAACAGGAGCGGGAGAAGCCCCAGAGGCAUCUAUUUAGAUUUCCUCAUAUGGCAAUGUGGACUAAGUUACGACCUGGGAUCUGGAAUUUUUUAGAAAAGGCUAGUAAGCUUUUUGAGCUACAUCUUUACACAAUGGGCAACAAACUUUAUGCAACCGAGAUGGCAAAAAUACUUGAUCCAAAAGGUGAUAUGUUUGCUGGAAGGGUUGUAUCCAGAGGUGAUGAUGCAGAUCUAUGUGAUGGUGAUGAAAAGGUUCCUAAGAGCAAGGACCUGGAGGGUGUUUUGGGCAUGGAGUCAUCUGUUGUGAUUAUCGAUGAUUCUGUGAGAGUUUGGCCUCAUAACAAACUAAAUCUGAUUGUUGUGGAAAGGUAUAUUUAUUUCCCUUGCAGUAGACGCCAGUUUGGCCUACCGGGUCCCUCUCUUCUUGAGAUUGAUCACGAUGAGAGGCCUGAAGCUGGGACUUUGGCAUCUUCUUUGGCGGUCAUUGAGAAAAUCCAUCAGAUGUUUUUUGAGCAUCCAACCUUGGACGAAGCCGAUGUUAGGAACAUUUUAGCCACAGAACAACGGAGAAUACUUUCUGGAUGCCGCAUUGUCUUCAGCAGGGUUUUCCCUGUUGGAGAAGCUAACCCUCACUUGCAUCCACUGUGGCAAACCGCUGAACAGUUUGGUGCCGUGUGUACAAAUCAAAUUGAUGAGAAGGUGACCCAUGUAGUCGCCAAUUCUCCUGGUACUGACAAGGUAAACUGGGCUUUUGCUACCGGGCGAUUUGUGGUGCAUCCUGGGUGGGUGGAGGCAUCAGCUUUGCUUUAUCGGAGAGCUAACGAACAUGACUUUGCAAUUAAACCAUAAACAAACCACAAUUUCUUGCACCUGAUAAAAUAUUUUCUCUGAAUCAUAAAACCCUCCCAAGUGUGAAAAUGAUUCGGGGAAAACCGGUCACACCAUCUGCCCCCCUAACCUAGCCGCUCUCCAAAGGUUAGAAUGAGUUGGAGAAAACCGAUCACGCCAUCUACUAUUAACUCGUUCCGUACAUGCUGGAUGGCUGGCCAAUCCUCAGCUCGAAAAGAACUGAACGAACCCUCCGAUCAAAUUCCUCUUGCAAGUAUUUUUCACCAAGGGAAAAUUGGAGGUGGGAGAGAGAGAGCCGUGGGGUGGGGGUGGGUCCGGUGGGGUGGGGUGUCUGCAACAGUGCUCUCCCAGCGCGCAAUAGGAAAACAUCUAGGGCAAUACUAGGGGAACUCUACUUGUGACACCAUUUUUGACACCAAAGACAAACAAUAGACCCUCACAGCAUUUCCGUUUAGACCCCUAACUGAAUUGGGUCAGAUUUUACAAAAGCAUUCUUCUUGCAAUGGCAAAUUGGCCUUUGCUCUCAAACUGAGGGAAUUCAUUUGUCGUUAUAAGUUGAAAAAAUGACCCCAUUUCUGAGUGUUGUGGGAGGGAGCCUUGCACAAGUCCAAUUGGUUAAUUGAGAGGGGUAAAUACUUAGUAUAAAAUAUGGCCAAUCCUUGUGGUAAAAUUCACACGAAGGGUAUUCCUGUAACUUUCUUUUU
Messenger RNA from Cuscuta campestris, 4620 nucleotides. Lineage: Eukaryota; Viridiplantae; Streptophyta; Magnoliopsida; Solanales; Convolvulaceae. The record is from the annotation of a GenBank genome assembly.